CUUACGUUUCAGGGCCACACGCAAUCUGAGUGCCAUUUCCUCUCUUUGUCUCUCUCUCUCUCUGUGUUCUCUAAGAAAGGGAAGCUCUUUGGGUCAUUUUGCAAAGAUCCAAUUUUUACGAUCAAAACCGACGCGAUUGAAUUUUCGACGCACAGCUCUGCAGAGAGAUAUGUCGUGUUCAUCUUCCUCCGGAUCGGAAGGAGAAGAAGAGGGUUUCGAUGCUUACCGUAAAGGUGGAUAUCACGCCGUCAGGAUCGGCGAUCCUUUUUCCGGUGGUCGUUACAUCGCCCAGAGAAAGCUUGGUUGGGGUCAAUUCUCCACCGUUUGGCUUGCCUACGAUACUCGCACCUCUAACUAUGUUGCUCUGAAGAUUCAGAAGAGCGCACAACAAUUUGCUCAAGCUGCACUUCACGAAAUCGAGUUCCUUUCAGUUGCUGCUGAUGGAGAUGUCGAAAAUACCAAAUGCGUUGUUCGUCUUAUCGAUCACUUCAAGCAUACUGGUCCGAACGGGCAGCAUUUAUGCAUGGUACUCGAGUUUCUUGGAGAUAGCUUGCUCCGUUUAAUCAGAUACAACCAUUACAAAGGUCUGAAACUGGAUAAAGUCCGGGAGAUUUGCAGAUGUAUACUGACUGGUUUAGAUUAUUUGCACCGUGAGCUCGGUAUGAUUCACUCUGACUUGAAACCUGAGAACAUUCUUCUUUGCUCCACCAUUGACCCUGCCAAAGAUCCCGUUAGAUCCGGACUAACACCGUUAUUAGAAAAGCCCGAGGGAAACGCAAACGGUGGAGGAUCCACCAUGAAUCUGAUUGAGAAGAAGUUAAAGAGGAGAGCGAAAAGAGCGGUUGCUAAAAUAUCAGAAAGAAGAGUGUCGAUGGUGGGUACUACAGGUGAAGAAGCAUCAUCGAAGACGGAAAGAAGUCUUGAUGGGAUUGAUAUGAGAUGCAAAGUGGUUGACUUUGGUAACGCUUGUUGGGCUGAUAAACAGUUUGCGGAAGAGAUACAAACGAGACAGUAUCGAGCUCCUGAAGUAAUACUAAAGUCAGGAUACUCUUUCUCUGUUGAUAUGUGGUCUUUUGGUUGUACUGCUUUCGAGCUUGUCACAGGAGAUAUGCUGUUUGCUCCCAAAGAGGGAAAUGGUUAUGGAGAAGACGAGGACCACCUUGCGCUUAUGAUGGAACUCCUAGGAAAAAUGCCUCGAAAGAUUGCGAUUGGAGGAGCGAGAUCGAAAGACUAUUUUGACAGGCACGGGGAUUUAAAAAGAAUCCGGAGGUUGAAAUAUUGGCCACUUGAUCGCUUACUGAUUGAUAAAUACAAGCUUCCGGAUGCAGAAGCAAAGGAGUUUGCCGAGUUUCUGAGCCCGAUCCUGGAGUUUGCGCCUGAGAAACGACCAACUGCUCAACAGUGCUUGGCACAUCCAUGGAUGAAUGUAAGUACACACAACAAUGCAGAUAAUGUAGAAUCCCAAAUGAGAAACUUGCAGAUCAAAGGGUGAAAGAAACUCAAUUUCCAUUUCUUAUUUUUUGUUCCAAUACCUUUGCUCGUGUUUUCUUUUUGAACAGCUUUGAUAUUUUCUUAAGCUUUUUCUAUAUUGUUUAAUUGGUCUUUGUUUUUUUUGGGGGAGCUAUGAUUAUUUGGUUAAACAUCGAUUUCAUUUGUUGGUUAUAAAGAAUUGCGCUGUAGUGAAU
This is a messenger RNA of Eutrema salsugineum, 1685 nucleotides long. Its product is annotated as probable serine/threonine-protein kinase sky1. Bases 170 to 1492 code for a protein of 440 amino acids. Gene Ontology annotation, biological process: regulation of mRNA processing; protein phosphorylation; spliceosomal complex assembly. The transcript is spliced from 4 exons. Gene Ontology annotation, molecular function: ATP binding; protein kinase activity. Lineage: Eukaryota; Viridiplantae; Streptophyta; Magnoliopsida; Brassicales; Brassicaceae. The record is from RefSeq and is a predicted model, not a curated record.